AUGGAGAGGCAGAGGCUGGGAUGGGAGGCUGCAGCAGGAUGGAUGCUGGGUCCCUGCUUUUCCUUGCUGCUGGGUGCUCCCGUGGUCAGUGCACUCCAGGGACCAUCGCUGCUGCUGCCCCUCGAGGACAGUGGCCCAGAGAAUGCCAGCUGGGGGUCCCAGGAAGCCCAGGAUAAUGAAUCCUCUGUGCACACAGUCUUCUUCUCCCUGGAUUAUCAUCAUGUGCAGGUCCCCUUUGAAAUAACGCUCUGGAUCAUGCUAGCUUCUCUGGCCAAAAUAGCUUUUCAUCUGUUUAACAAGCUGCCGUCAGUUGUGCCGGAAAGCUGCUUAUUGAUAUUUGUGGGGCUCAUCAUGGGAGGAAUCAUCUAUGGCUUAAAUGACAAGUCCCCACCAGUCAUGGACAGUGAUAUCUUUUUCCUCUAUUUACUGCCACCUAUAGUCCUUGACGCAGGGUACUUCAUGCCCAGUCGUCCCUUUUUUGAGAACAUUGGGACUAUUCUUCUUUAUGCUGUAGUGGGAACUAUAUGGAAUGUGUUUGGGAUUGGCUUCUCACUGUAUGGGAUAUGCCAAGUGAAAUCCUUUCACCUGCAGGAUAUAUCGUUGCUCCAUAAUCUCUGGUUUAGCAGUCUGAUUGCUGCGGUGGAUCCUGUAGCAGUGUUAUCUGUGUUUGAAGAGAUACAUGUCAAUGAAAAGCUUCACAUUUUGGUUUUUGGAGAAUCGCUCCUAAAUGAUGCUGUUACAGUGGUGCUGUACAAGCUGUUUAGAUCCUUUUGCGAAAUGUCAACAAUCAAAACUGUGGAUGUGUUUGCAGGAAUUGGGAAAUUUUUUGUGGUUGGAAUAGGAGGGGUCUUGGUAGGCCUUUUAUUCGGGAUGAUUGCUGCCUUUACCACACGAUUUACCAAGAAUAUCCGUGUAAUUGAACCCCUCUUUGUCUUCCUGUACAGUUACCUAUCCUAUCUCACUGCAGAAAUGUUUCACCUCUCUGGUAUUGUGGCUAUUAUUGCUUGUGCCAUGGGCAUGAAACGUUAUGUGGAGGCGAAUAUCUCUCUAAAGUCUCACACUACAAUCAAAUACUUUAUGAAGAUGUGGAGUAGUGUUAGUGAUACCCUUAUCUUCAUCUUCCUUGGGGUCUCUACCAUUGGAGACAACCACGAGUGGAGUUGGUCUUAUAUUUGCUUUACCGUCAUUUUCUGUCUUAUUUGGAGAGCACUAGGGGUUCUUGUAUUGACUUUCUUCGUGAACAGAUUACAUGUGAACACUGUUACCAGCAAGGAUCAGUUUAUUAUAGCAUAUGGGGGUCUUAGAGGCGCCAUCUGUUUCUCUCUGGUUUUCUUGCUCCCUGACUUCCCUAGAAAGAAGCUCUUCAUUGCAGCCACAACUGUACUUAUUCUCUUCACUGUGUUUGUACAGGGAAUGACCAUCCGUCCUCUCGUUGACUUAUUAGAUGUGAAGAGGAAAAGAGAAAGUGCGCCCACGGUAGGGGAACAGAUUCACAUCCGGUUCUUGGAUCAUUUGCUGGCUGGCAUAGAAGAUAUAUCUGGACACUGGGGACAGUAUUACUGGAAAGACAAACUGGAAUAUUUCAACAGCAAGUAUCUUCAGAAGUUCUUACUCCGAGAGUAUGACCAGCCAAAAUCAAGUAUUGUGCUGCUCUACGAAAAGCUAGAGAGGAAACAUGCCAUUGAGUUAGUAGAAGCAGGACAGUUAAUUCAUGAGCCGUCCCAUACAUCUUUGCUUGACAGCCACAGGUCUGCCGUAAUGGUCAAAGAAUCGGACUCUUUGAAUCCAGAUGUGCUGGAAAAUAUACAGAAAAUAUUGGCAAGGAACCUAUACAAAAUAAGGAGAACAGUGCCAGCAUAUAACAGGCAUACGCUUCCUGGAGAGAGUGGGACAGAAGAGGAGGCAAAGGAGAUCCUGAUUCUCAGACACAGGAGCCUUCGAAUCCAUAUGAACAGAAGUGACUCUGAUCACUCUAGAAAGGAGAAGGAUGACUCCUAUUCUGCACAUCAUGGAUCUGACACAAAGCCUAAACUGCACCGGUCCUUAACUGUAGGGGAUGCAGAAAAAGUACCAGGUACGAAAUGCAACCGAUCAAAGUCUAUGACCUUCAGCUCACCUCUACAGCCUGGCAGCACUGAAUUGGUUAAUGAAGAAGAAACAGGAAAAGGGUCACAUGCAGAAAUAGAAAUAUACACAAAGGAGAGAUAGAGAGUGAAAGAAGUUUGCUGGACUGAGGUUCUCUUGCCAACAGCCACUGCACGUCUGCUGAGAACAGGCUCAAAAACCUGCUCAAGGAGAAAUGAGAACUAACCCAAGUGUUUGUCCAUGCCAUGAAGCAAACCUGGAGUAUUCCCCUGAGAGAAGUCUCCCUCCUCUACCUUUUUGGUUAUGGUAACUGCAUGUUAACAGUCUCGGGGUUCCCAGCAAUGAUUCAUAGCACCUGGGAAGCUCCAAAUCCUGCAUCAGUAACAGGAGAAUACCAGCACACAAUCACUUACAUAGACAGAGCUAGGCUAGCACUGUUUCUGCUGGAGGAAAGGUGGCAAAGCCUCUCUCAGAAGAUUUCCGCUCCUGCUGCUGCUAUUGGGGCCUAGAGGCAAAGAAAGCCUGAGUGAGGAGGCUCUUCUCAAAAGAUUUUUGGAAGAGAGAAGUCCUCAGAGGCACUGCUAAAAAGUGCUUCUGUCAGGGAAGGGGGAUAUCCUCCUCAUAGCACAGGCAGAGGAAAAGGGAGAGUUUAAGGGGCAGGGUGUGAAGAUAGAGAAGUGGGAAACCUCGAUACUUUGGGCAAUGCUUAGAAACUCCAGAUAUGCAUCCAAACCUUGGCGUUUUGCUUUGCCAAAUCAAAACAAAUCUCCAAAUAUGUUAGGUUCACCCAUCACUAACAUCAAUCCUUUUCCUUCUCUGCCUAUUAAUCUGCAUAAUAGAAGGUAUGGGGAGUUUAACAGAACACAAAUAAAUAAAUAGAUCCUUUAUGAAAAAAAUAUAAAGAAUGUACCAAAGACCUCAGUCCUCUUUUACAUGGCAUAAUUGGACUUCCACAGUCUUUAUCCUCCACGUACAGUAAUAUUCCACUGGGAAACACUGUACCACCAAACCAGAUGCAUAAUUCAUUUUUUAGUUAAUCACACCUUACUGAUUAUAAUUAUUUUUCAAAGAUUUGGGGCCUGUUUCUCAUUACACUAAGGCCCUUUCACAGUGAUCUGGCAGUGAAAAAGACUUGAAAGCAGACAUAAAUAGACUUAAUUUACUUCCUUUUCAAGGCCCCUUUUUUUUACACUGCCUGAUUUGUAUAAAAUGGCCUUAAUGCAAAUAAAAAUCUGAUACUUUAGCUUUAAUUUAAUCAGGAUCUGCUCUAUAUUUUAUUUUAUAUAUAUGGUGUGUGUAUAUAUAGCUGCAGUAUGCAGUUAUAGGA
Molecule: messenger RNA, 3412 nt
Organism: Trachemys scripta elegans
Lineage: Eukaryota; Metazoa; Chordata; Testudines; Emydidae
Product: sodium/hydrogen exchanger 2-like
Exons: 13
Coding region: 1-2208 (735 amino acids)
Biological process (GO): regulation of pH; sodium ion transport; proton transmembrane transport
Cellular component (GO): membrane
Molecular function (GO): sodium:proton antiporter activity
Source: RefSeq, a predicted model, not a curated record